AUGCCGGAAUGCCCGGACCGCGGGGCCAAGGCGGCCCCCAUCCAUCGUAAAAUCUCCUUCUCCAUCUUAGACAUCCUGGAUCCCCAGAAAUUCAGCAGGAGACGCGAACCGGCCGCGGGGAGCUGGGGCAGCGCCCCCCGCUCGGGCGAGCGGGAGAAAAGUUUGGGAAGAGUUGAAGUAGGAAAGGACGCUGCUGCUCCCGGCAGCGGGAGGAAUAAACUAGAGGCACAUGAUCCGCACGGCCCGGCGGAGAGCAGCGCCGAGGACGCGGGGCAGGACCGCGACGAGGAGGACCCGAGCGGGGACGGGGACGGGACCGGGCCUUCUCCCGGGCCGGAGGAGCCGGGCUCGCCAAGGGGCUCCCGUCGGCGGCGGGCAGAGCCGGGCUGCGGGAAACCGCGGCGGGCGCGCACCGCCUUCACCUACGAGCAGCUGGUGGCCCUGGAGAACAAGUUCCGAGCCACGCGGUACCUGUCGGUCUGCGAGCGCCUCAGCCUGGCGCUGUCCCUCAGCCUCACCGAGACGCAGGUGAAGAUCUGGUUCCAGAACCGCCGCACCAAGUGGAAGAAGCAGCACCCGGGCGCCGACGGCGCGGCCCCCGCAGCAUCCCCCGCGGCGGCGGCGGGCGGCGGCAGCCCCAGCCCACCGGGCCCCGCCGCUCUGCCCUUCCAGACUUUCCCUUCCUACGCCGCCGCCAACGUCCUGGUGCCGCCGGCCGCCCCCUUCCCGCUGGGCGCCGGCCUCUUCGCCCCUUUCCUCGGCCCCGCGUACCUCGGCCCCUUCUACGCCCCGCACCUCUGA
Molecule: messenger RNA, 801 nt
Organism: Myiozetetes cayanensis
Lineage: Eukaryota; Metazoa; Chordata; Aves; Passeriformes; Tyrannidae
Gene: NKX1-2
Product: NK1 homeobox 2
Exons: 2
Coding region: 1-801 (266 amino acids)
Biological process (GO): cell differentiation; regulation of transcription by RNA polymerase II
Cellular component (GO): nucleus
Molecular function (GO): DNA-binding transcription factor activity, RNA polymerase II-specific; RNA polymerase II cis-regulatory region sequence-specific DNA binding
Source: RefSeq, a predicted model, not a curated record